Molecule: messenger RNA, 438 nt
Organism: Rhizophagus irregularis DAOM 181602=DAOM 197198
Lineage: Eukaryota; Fungi; Glomeromycota; Glomeromycetes; Glomerales; Glomeraceae
Source: RefSeq, a predicted model, not a curated record
AGUGAAACUAAUAAUGAUAUGGAAAUGGGGGGCUUUCUUGAUCGAAAAGCAUAAGAAAAAAGUUAAUGAUGAGAUAAGGCAGAGGAAGCAGGAGAAAAAGCUUCGUGAUCAGUUGUCGACAAGAGAGGUAUCUUCAACUCCGUUAUCCGAUAAUAAUAUGAGUAAGAUUUCAGUCGGACCCCCUUGCCAAAAUAGUCAUAGGAAGAAAGGUGCAGAAAUAUCGUAUAACUGAUAGCUGAUGGGAUGAUGUCCAAUCCGGUACUCCUUACGAUGAAAUUUCAACCGAGGUCCCCCGCUAAAAUUCUUCCACAGUUUCUUUAGCACAGUUAUUCAAUAAGCGACGGGUGCUGAGCAUGGCGCAAUCGUGCUAUCCAGGAAGAGAUUUACUCUGGUAUUAUUAUGAAGAAGAAUUCUUGAAUCAGGAUAGAGCAACUACAC